AUGUCUUCAGAUCUAGAGACUAUCCGCAUUGGCUAUGUGCCUGAACAUUACCUCACGCCUCUCCACCUGGCGCUGCGCUCCCCAGCCCUGGCUGCUCUCCCGUUCAAGCUCUCUCUGAUUCCCUUCCCCUCUGGAACGGGACACAUGAUCACUUCUUUGCGUGAGAAGGAAAUCGAUGUCGCCAUUGGGCUGACCGAGGGAUGGGUAGCUGGUCUAGCUGGUAAACAGCAGGCCCAGAAGGACCCCUCGGAGGGUGGCUACAAGGUGAUCGGACACUGGGUCGAUACGCCUUUGCGCUGGGCCAUUGUCACGGGUCGGGAGAGAGAAGAUAUCCACACGGUGGCUGAUCUCAAGGACAAGCGCGUUGGUGUCAGUCGCCUUGGCAGUGGCUCCCACAUCAUGUCUUUCGUCCUCGCUCAGAAGCAAGGCUGGAAGCCUGACUCGCUGUCCACCGUGCCCUUGGGCCCCUUCGCUGCUCUCCGCAAUGGAGUGACCGGAUACGAUUCGGAGCAUCCCGAGCAGGAGCCGAAGCCCACGGCCGAGUUCUUCAUGUGGGAGCACUUCACCACGAAGCCGUAUUUCCAUCCCACUGAAGAGAAGCCUCAUCCCGCCUUGAAGAAGAUCGGUGAGAUCUACACUCCCUGGCCAUCCUGGAUGAUCGUGGCGUCUACUUCAUCUUUCUCGGAUCUGAAAGCGGAUGGCAAGCUGCAACAGCUGCUCAAGCUUCUGGAUCAGGGCAUUAAGGACUUUGAAGCCGACACUGCUCAGGUCGUGAAGCUCUUGGGUACUGGGGAGUUGGGCUGUAACUACGGAGAGGAUGAUGCUAAGGAAUGGCUCAAGGAUGUCAAGUUCACGGGCUCGACUCGGGGUGUGCAGAGGGAGCUCGUUGAGUCUGUGGUGGAAGUUCUCAAAGUGGCAGGAGUGAUUGACAACAGCAUGACCAAUGAUGAGGCCGUCGCAAGGGUCAUUGGCAUCCAUCAAUGA
Messenger RNA from Aspergillus tubingensis, 984 nucleotides. RefSeq lists its product as uncharacterized. Bases 1 to 984 code for a protein of 327 amino acids. Lineage: Eukaryota; Fungi; Ascomycota; Eurotiomycetes; Eurotiales; Aspergillaceae. The transcript is spliced from 3 exons. The record is from RefSeq and is a predicted model, not a curated record.